UAAAUACCCUUGCCGUGCCAGGUAAGUAAGGGUGUUUUUCCACUACUGAAGGUAAAAUUCUCCCCGGCUGGGCGACAGGAAUCUCUCGUUUCCAGCACAGGAAUUCAGAAAGUGAGCUUGACCCACCUCGUCUUGAAGCAAAAGGGCUCUUCAGUCUACUUUGAAAGAGACACCCCAGAGUAAAGGCUCAACCAACUCUGCUGUCCAGUGUUCCUGUUCACAGAGUUGCAUGCUCACCUAUGCUGCAUUAGGGAAUCGCCAAGAUGCCAAAGCAGGUAAACGGCCAAAAAGACGACUCUGUCCUUCAGAGUGACCUCAGCAACUCAUUUGAAGAAGAAGUUAGAGCUUUUCUCAGUGAUGAAGAGAAACUGCAUCUUUUUGACGACCUAACAAAAGUAAAUCCGGUGACAAGUACAACAGUUCUGAAAUGUCUUCAAGCAAGAUAUGCAGUAAACUUGUUUUAUACAAAUGCUGGCUGCAGCCUUGUGGCUUUAAAUCCAUUUCAGUCUAUCUCCUGCCUCUAUUCACCUGAGCUUAUGAGAGAGUAUCAUGUCGCGCUUCGCCCUCAGGAUUUAAAACCUCACAUAUUUGCAGUGGCUGAGCAAACCUACAGAAAUGUCCAAAGCCAGAUAGAUCCCAUAAACCAGUCUAUAAUUGUUAGCGGAGAAAGUGGUGCUGGGAAGACCUGGACAUCUCGCUGCCUUAUGAAAUUUUAUGCUACUGUUGCUGCUUCAGUUACUUCCCCAAACGGCAAUGAAAUGGUGGAAAGGAUAGAGAAGAGAGUUUUGGAUUCCAACCCUGUCAUGGAAGCAUUUGGAAAUGCAUGUACCCUGAGGAAUAACAACAGUAGCCGUUUUGGAAAAUAUAUCCAGCUUCAAUUAGACAGAUUCCACCAUCUGAGUAGUGCUUCCAUUCAGACAUUCCUUUUGGAGAAGACCAGAGUUGCCUAUCAGGCCCCCAGUGAAAGAAACUUUCAUAUUUUUUAUCAGAUCACAAAAGGUGCCACUGCAGAAGAGAGGUUGGAAUGGAACCUUCCUGAAGGGGCUGACUACCGCUGGCUGCCAAAUUCUGAAAAAAACUUAGAUGAGGACUGCUUCAAGGUGACCAGAGAUGCAAUGUUUCACUUGGGCAUUGAUCACUCCACACAGAACAAUGUUUUCAAGGUAUUGUCAGGCCUUCUCCAUCUUGGGAACGUUCAAUUCUCUAAUUCAGUGGAUGAAUCUCAGCCUUGUGAACUAGAAAACAAAGCCAAAGAUUUUGUGAAGACCACUGGAGAUUUACUGAAGAUACCCAUGGAGGAGCUGCUAGAAGCAUUAAGAAUUCGAACAAUAACUGCUGGAAAACAACAACAAGUCUUCAAGAAGCCAUGCUCCAGAGCUGAAUGUGAGACUAGGAGGGACUGCCUGGCCAAAGUGAUCUAUGCUAAAUUGUUUGAAUGGCUUGUUUUGGUCAUCAACGAAAGCAUCUAUGCAGAUCCAUUGGCGUGGACCAACUUCAUAGGUUUGCUGGAUGUUUAUGGUUUUGAAUCUUUCCCUGAAAACAACUUGGAACAGCUUUGUAUUAAUUAUGCCAAUGAGAAACUACAGCAGCACUUUGUAGCACACUAUCUGAAGGCACAACAGGAGGAAUAUGCAGCUGAAGGUCUAGAAUGGUCUUUCGUAAAUUACCAGGACAACCAGCACUGCCUUGAUCUGAUAGAGGGCAGUCCUCUCAGCAUUUUUUCUUUGCUGAAUGAGGAGUGUCGUCUGAAUAGAUCCUCUAACAUUGACCUAUUUCAAACUCGGAUUGAGAAAGCCUUGUCUAAUAACCAAUGUUUAAGUCAAAACAAGUUUAGCAAGAAGCCUAAUUUUAUUAUUUCACACUAUGCUGGCAAAGUCUGCUAUCAGCUGGCAGCAAUGGCAGAGAAAAAUAAGGACCCCAUUCCACCAGAGCUCGUCCAUGUUUUGCAGAAUUCUCAGGACCCUUUGCUUCAAAAAUUAUUUCCUGUGACAGAAAGCAAUGAAAAUAACCUCAAAACCCAGAACAGGGCAGCUGUUGUUACAGUGGUGUCAAAGUUCAAGGGUUCGCUUGAACAUCUCAUGCAGAUCUUGAACAGCACUGCACCUCAUUAUAUCAGAUGUAUCAAGCCUAAUGCUGACUGCAGGGCAAUGACUUUUAAAAGAGAAGAGGUUCUCAGCCAGCUUCAGGCAUGUGGAAUAGUAGAAGCCAUCACCAUCAGUGCAGCUGGCUUCCCUAUUAGGGUCUCCUUCCAAAGUUUCAUUGAGCGCUACGAAAUACUGAGAAAAUCACGUGGGUCCAGUAAAAACAGUGUGUGCGAUAAAAGCAGCUAUCAUACUGCCAAGAAAAAAGCUUACUCGGAUUCUGCUGCUAUUCUUCUGCUUCUUUUACCUUUUGCAAACUUCUGUAUGAGAUUCUUUUUCCAAAGCAAGAGUGAGGAUGGACUUUAAAAAAAAAUGUAAUCCAUUCUACAAGGUAACAUCUUUGGCAUGAACCCCUGAAAGAAGGAGCUCAAGUGUUUACAUUUAAUAUUGAAAGUUACUGCAACUCACCUUGUCUCCCCUACUUUAACCCCGUCUUCACCUAAUAGGUUUAUUCAGUAACCCGUGAGUGUGGGAGGCAGGUAUUAGACUAUUUCAGAUAUGUGGGUGGAAAUCUAUUCACCUUGAGGAAGUAUUGCUUGCUCACUACUUUGAAUCAGGGGAGUGGAAUGACGUAACCAAGCAUAGGCUGGAAAAUUACUUUCACACCAUAUCUUUCUCCCUCAAUUAUAAACCCAUUAGCUGAAACGCCCCAUUGUGAUAGGUUACUAGUCCUUUUUAUCUUUAUCAGGUAAUAAGCUACAAAUAUACAAAACAAUUUCCUAGACAUAUGGAUAAGCUUUUUGUUCCAAGUAGCAGCCCCAUGAACACUAUCACAGUCACCAGUUGUUUUUGUGUAAGCAACAAUUGUUUAUAUUUGUUUUCAGUGCCUUAAAAUGCUCUCAUCUCCUUAGAAGUAUUUAUAGCAGAAAAGCAAACAGUAUCAAGGAUGGAAAGAUACAAAGACCAUCAAGUUCCUGCACUGGGCAUGCAGAAUACUCAUGCAGCAUUGCCUUGAACACCAUAAUCUCUUUGAAGGACAGGUCUGAAUUAUGUCUGCCUCUAUUUCCAAGUAGGUUAAUCUGUCUAACCUGCUUGUCUCAUAAUGCACAAAAAAUUGUAUAUUUUCCAGAAAUGGUUUUAAUAACCCCUGGUUGCUAUAGUAAACUCCUGCUUAGUACAUCUCCUUGAUUCCUUUAGCUGCUUCUGGCACCGUGUGAAAGCUUUGGAACUGUGGCUGCAUUCCUUCCUUUUCUAUUCCUGUAUUUUACAGUACAUGAAAGCGUGAGUCUAGUUCCCGUACUUUUUUGCUCUUUGUUCCCAAUAGCUUUGAGUCUUGGGUAUUUCAUUAGAUUUCCUUAGGACUGAGCUACUCAAGUGUAUUCUUAAUUGCUCUGCUGUUGCUUUCUAAUGUUUCCACAUAGGAUGCUUUAAACAAUGCAAGAACAGUUGAGCCCUCCUUAUGUCUGUUUCAUUGUCUGCAUCUGCCCAAAAGGUGAUUUCUUAUCCAUGCUGCUCUGAAUAUGCUAGAAUAGAGGUGGUAAGACAACGUAGGUUAGCAACCAAACUACGUCCUAUUUAAACACAUUAGGCUGGUUUUCUAGUUGUUAGCGCAUGGUGAAAUCCUCGCUGUUACAUUUUUUUCCAUUAAACAUAGCUAGAACUAGCAUAGUAAUAUCUCAGCCACCACCCCCUCCCCUCCUUGUAGGUGUAUACUCCCUAAAUGGCCAAGAAGUCUCCACAUAAAGACAGUUAUUUGAUCCUAAUUUCCAAGUUCUGUGAUACCUUCUCUUCACUGCUUCAUUUGCAGGUGAGACUCCGGAAGUGGAUGAUGACAAACCAUCAUGUUCUGUUAUUUACGACAUCCUUCAGAAUGUGGUUAUGGAGCAAACUACCACUGAGC
This is a messenger RNA of Struthio camelus australis, 3981 nucleotides long. The record is from RefSeq and is a predicted model, not a curated record. Lineage: Eukaryota; Metazoa; Chordata; Aves; Struthioniformes; Struthionidae.